Patella vulgata (common limpet) is the source of this 9585-nucleotide messenger RNA. Its product is annotated as nucleosome-remodeling factor subunit BPTF. Gene Ontology annotation, molecular function: RNA polymerase II cis-regulatory region sequence-specific DNA binding. Bases 360 to 8366 code for a protein of 2668 amino acids. Gene Ontology annotation, biological process: regulation of transcription by RNA polymerase II. Gene Ontology annotation, cellular component: NURF complex. The record is from RefSeq and is a predicted model, not a curated record. NCBI's taxonomy places the organism in Eukaryota, Metazoa, Mollusca, Gastropoda, Patellidae. The transcript is spliced from 22 exons.
UUCAUAACAAAACCAAUACUAAUUUUUCUUCUUGAAAUUCAGUCUUUACGCUUACAGAUUAACUGUAAAUAUAAAAUUGAGACCAGAGCUAAAGAGGUUCUACCUUGUUAGUGCAAAAAGCAUAUAAUUGGACAAGAAUUUCAAACGAUCAAGAUCACUAUGCAUCAAAAACCGAAGCAGAGUCCGUUUUUGAAAGGCCAUGACAGUCACGUGACCACUAUUUAGUAAAAUGGCGGCCUCCAAAAAUGUUCAACAUGGACACUAAAUACACCAAGUAUUAUGGACUAUGUUUACAUCUUACCCACAUAUUUAUUACCAUGGAUGCUCAAGGUCUGUAAAUUGCAUAAAAUAAAUUAGAAAUGUCAACGAGGUCAAGGCGUGCAAGGGGUCGUCCACCCAAGACCCCUUUGUCAAAUAAUCGAACGAACUUUCUUAGAAAACCAAAAGCUUUCAGCUCUGGAACCGAUCCCAAUUCUAGAUCAAGCACACCACUUAGCGGUUCACCGUCUAGCUAUUUCUCGAAAGGUAAUGGCAGGUCACUUCGUGCCAAGAACAGGGAAACCGGUCACAGAAUUCGGCAAUACAUUAGCCAUGUGGGAUUCCUGGAUGAAGAUGACGAUAGAUCAGUGUCUUCUCUGGCAGAUCUGGAAGCUGACAGAUCAAGUGAUAUAACAACAGGUGAUUGCAAUCCAAUGGAUGAGGAUAACUCUGAUGAACCAUAUGAUGACACCAUUGAUGAUGCAGUUUCAGAUUACAGUGAAGAUAGUUUCAGUACUGUCAGUAGCUCUGUUAGUCGGAGGAGACUUUUCCAAAGAAGACCAAGGACACCAGAUGUUCCAGAUGACGUAGAAAUUCCAGAAUUAAUCCUCCCUUCUAGUUCGAAGGAUCUUCUAAUUCCAAAUGAGCAUGUUAUGCUUGCUGUAUCUGUAUAUGAAGUCCUGCGUCAUUUUAGAAUUAUUAUGAGAAUUUCUCCUUUUACUUUUGAAGAUUUUCUGGCUGCAUUGUUAAGUGAUGAACAGUGCACACUUUUGGCAGAAAUCCAUAUAUGUUUAAUCAAAGCACUACUUAGAGAAGAAGAUAGUAACAGCACAACAUUCGGUCCACACGAUCUAAAAGACAGCGUGAAUAUUGCAUUGUAUUUUACAGAUGGGAUGACAUGGCCUGAAUCUGUCCGUGCAUAUCUUGAUAGUGACACUCAUCCAGAAUUUAGACGUGUGCUACCCAUUCUUGAAAAUCCAGAUUUUCCAUUUGUUUCAUAUGAAGAUAAACUUAUAGUUUUAAAUACUCUGACAAAUUUGUUUUUGGCAACAAACAAAGUACGAGAGGAAAUUACAAAUGAGGGCAAUAUACGAUAUGAUGAUCAUUGUAGAGCUUGCCAUAAAUUAGGGGAUCUUCUAUGCUGUGAAACAUGUUCUGCUGUCUAUCAUUUGGCUUGUGUUGAUCCACCACUUGAAGAAGUUCCUGAUGAUGACUGGUUGUGUAAUGUCUGUAGGGCACAUCAGGUGAAAGGUGUGACAGAUUGUAUAUCAGAAGCUGAAAAGAGUGGAUUAUUAUGUCGGCAGGAACCUAUUGGUUAUGAUAGACAUGGUAGAAAGUAUUGGUUUUUAACAAAGAGAAUUAUUGUUGAAUCACCAGAUGAAUGCUGGUAUUACAGCACUAAAGCUCAGUUAGAAGAAUUGUUAUUUGUUAUUGAUUGUGAAGAAUGGGAGAAAGAUUUGGCAUUAGCUAUAGAAGAAAUGAAGGAAGAUAUAUUGAAGCAAAUGAAUAUAACCGAAGAGCUCACUAACACUGCCAGAGGAAAUAAAAAGUCUUUUCUCGAGCUAGAAAAUAGUAAUAUAGAAAAAGCCAGAACACAACGAGUUCUGAAGAAAGCACAAGAGGAGAGUGACAGGCUGGCAAAACUUGAAGAAGAAAAACAAAAAGAACUGGAAGAGAAAGAGAAGAAAUUGAUGGAUGAACAAGGAGAGGAAAUGGAGGUUUCAAGUGAAAGUAUAACUGAAGUGGAAAAUAUGACUAGUUCUGCUCAGUCUACAACUGUUACUACAGCUUCUGCUAUAUUGACCAAUACAUCAGACUCCAGAGAUGAAAAUCAAACAGUAACAACCCAAAUCACAACAACCAUAACCAACACAACAACCGAAACAACCGAAACAACCAUAGUUACAGAAACAUCUGCAGUUCAGUCUGAAAACACGGUAGUCAAUGAUCAAAGUAAUAAUAAUAAUAAUUCUGCCGCUACUGAGGCUGAAACCAAAGAGGAUGAGAAACCGAAAGCAAAAAUUGUUACUCUGCAGUCUCUGCUACCGAAUGCAACUAAAGGCGCCGUGUUGAAAUUGGAUGAUAAACGAGAUGGAAAUCAGGGCAAGACUGUAUUAUUUGUCAAUCGGGAAGGAGGUAAAGUUACCUUAUCUGUAGCUCCGCAGUCCAAGGCAGGUGAAAACACAGAAAAAUCAGAGAAUUCUUUAUCAGUGAUACAGAGUACAAGUACAACUACAGCAUCUUUAUUUGAAAGUAGGAAAAUGCUGACACGCUCCAAAACUGGUUCUUUGACACCGAAACAAUUUACUGACUCUAUAACGUCUACAACAACAUCUGUCAAAUCUGCUCAUAAAUCUUCAUCGGAUGAUGUUUUAGUCAUAAAUAAAGAUGGGGAAAUCACUCGAAUCAGUAGAAACAAAACAACUUCAGCAGUAGCAGUUACUCAGUCAGAAUAUUUUAGAUUAGGUAAUGAGGGCAACUACAAGAUGUUUCAAAACCAGUAUUCAACUAAUACUCUCGCUUUAAAUAAACAUCAACAUAACGAGGAUAGAGAUAAACGAAGACAUCUGUCUCAUAAGUUCAGUAUGACACCUCUUAGUGAAUUCAAAUGGAAUGGAACUGUACACGGAAACCGUAUUCUCACUGUCUCAACAUUACGACUCAGUAUCACACAGUUAGAGAACAACAUUCCUACGCCUUUCUUACAUCCCAAUUGGCCAAUACAUAGACAGAACUGGCAGAAAGCUGUACACAUGUGUCAGAAUCCUCAAGAUUUUGGCUUGGCUUUGGCUAUUUUAGAGGCUUGUAUUAAACCUGUUGUGUGUAAUCCAGUUUGGUCAGAUCAUUUAGGGCAUUGUCGACUGCAAAGAAUUACUGGUACUGAUAAAGAGGAGAUUAAGAAGAAAGAGAAAGAAAUUAGAAGAAGAACUGAAGAGGAAUAUGAAGGUAGACCAGCUGUUUGGAUCAAAUAUCCACUAGGCCUUAAACAUCAGGUUUGGAAGAUGAAAGGAGAAGAGUAUAGAGUAACUUUAAGUAACGGUUGGCAGUGGCUUAGUGCAGCACGUACCUCUCAGUAUGUUCCACAAGACAGUGUCGGUUUACGCUCAGUAGCACAACGCAUUCGACAGCGCAAAAUAAAAGAAGCUAAGGCAGCUAAACUGAACAAAAUAAAAAACAAAAAACUAGAGAGUUCUAAUUCUGCAACCGAAAUUAAAUCCGAAGAAAAAAUGGAUGUUGGUUCCAGUAAACCUAGUGAACAAUUAGACAAUUUGAAUGUGAAAAUGGAAGUCGAUACCAGUAAUUCUAGUGAACAAUUAGACAAUUCGGGUGCUAAAAUAGGCGAUGAGGUCAUUAAAUCUAGUGAACAAUUAGACAGUUCGAAUGUGAAAAUGGAAGUAGACAAUGAUAAAGUGAUCAGUGUGACUAAUACACAGGAAAGUGAAAGUAAACUAGUCAUUAAGAAAGAAGAAAUCGAAAGUAGUGAUACUAUCGAUAACAAAGAUGUAGUGAUGAAGGUCAAUAAUACAAUAAAUACUGAUAAAGAAGAAAACAAAGAUAAUGACGUGAAAGAAGAUCUGUCUUUUACAGAAGAAGACGUGAAAGAGGUGUUAAAACAUUUACCACCGAAAGUGGAUGUGGAGGUUGUCGACGUCAGUCAAUCUUUGUUACAGAGAACUUACUACCAAAAAUACACUAAACCAUAUUCGCGGUUAGAUUUAUUGCUUGAAAAACGGCAAAAACAGGAAGAAUGGGAAUCAAAGCAACGGCAAGCUUUAAAUCAGCAGAUCGCGUGGAAAAUCAAAAUGGAAAAAGAAAAGGCAGCUCAAGCAACGGAUAAAUCUGCAGAGAAAAAAUUACCUCAGUUAUUUAAAAUGAUUAAUGGAGAUGUUUCGGAACCCAGUCCCUUCAGCGAGGAAGGGGAUAACUAUGUUUGUUAUUCAUUGUUGUGUCGUACUAAAGGAAAAUCGUUUUGUUAUUCCCCUUUAUGUCGUUUAAAGUCCAAAAAAGCAACCAAUAAACUUUCAUCGUUGAAAAUCAUGAAAUCCCUGGUCAAGUCUGAAGUUGUGGAAGAUGAGGAUUCUCAGGCUUCUCUUCCUCCAUCGAUGCAAGAAGAGGAAGAAAUCGAUGUAGAAGGUGAUAAAGAUGGAGAAAAAUCAAACAGUAGUGCUUCGUCUAAUCUCCUAAACUCCAUUAAAAGUAGUCCGUCUGCCUCGAGUGAUACUGUCAAUAUAUCAAUACCCGUACCUAAAACUGUCGACGAGAGUAGUGACAAGAAAACAAUCAUUAUAAGUGGUGGUAAUACGGAAAGUGUGAGCAAGACGUUAGUGAGUUUAUCAUCGCCUACAAAACCAACACCUACCCCAAUAUCAAGUUCCGCCAUUAGUUUAUUGGCAUCUAAAGGUGUGAACAUUAACCAGGCCCAGCAGGCCUUACAAGCAGCAAUAGCAAAAAUGUCAGUGGAAGAACUGGCCUCAAAACUCCCUCCAAUCAGAAAAACUAACGCUAAAUUUAAACUGGCGCGUUUUACAAAAAUCGGUAAGCGUAAAGGUACAAAGAAAGCUAGUUUACCGGUGUGUCAGAAAUUCCAAACUUCCCAUAAAAAGAAAAGUAUAUUUGUGCUUGAAAGAAGUGAACUAAGACUUAUGUCUAGAAAAGGUGGUAUGCGGGAAGCAAGUGGUUUUAAUUAUAACUGUAAAAUGAACAAUGUGUUAUGGCCGUAUCCAUGUCACAGACCGUGGUUUAAAACAGCGUGGAGAUAUAGAACUCAAACUAUAAAAACUCUGGCCGCUGCUGCGUUACAGCUUCGUAUAUUAUGGGCAUGUAUACGAUGGGAUGAUAUGUCUAUAAAACCACCUGCUGGUGGAACUAAUACAGUUUCAACAGAAACAGAAAUCACAACUACUGAGCUGUUAAAGAGACGGGAUGUUGGAUUGUUUGGUUUAAGAUCUGAAUUUCAAGUUAGAAAGAUAGUUGUUCCAAUUGGAGUGACAAGUCAACCUAAAGAAAAAUAUACGCCACAAAGAAGUGGUUUGAGAGAGCGGAAAAGAGCAGAGUCUCCAAAAUUAACAGAACCAAGUGUAACAGAAGAUUGGGUACCGGAAGAAACAUUGGAAUUAUGGGAAAUAAAACAGUUUGGGGAAAAACUUGAAAAACAAAGGGCAGCAAUUCAAGAAAAGAUUACCGUUAACACUACACAACAGACAGCAGCACAAAUAAAGGAACGAAUGGAGCAGACGUUAAAACAGCAGCGUCUGGUUAUGCAACAGAAAAGACUACAAGAAGCAAAUGGUAAAGUUGUGACUUCAACACCAACGACUGUGACUACAUCUAUAGUAACGCUUUCAUCUUCUGCUGGGUUGAAGACGCCAAUAAAAACUGUUACUCUUUCAACUCCUGUAUCAACGUCUGCUACUGGUACACCAACCACUAUACGACAUUUACAACCUAAAACUAUUAUAGCAUCAAGUGGUAUUAUAGGUAACACAACAAUAAGACCAGGCAUGAAACUUCAACUUCCAAGUUCUACCUUAACUCUACGUCCAGCUUCUUCAGGUAUAACUUUGGCACCAAAACCAGGUACAAUAACCACAUCCACUACUGGUGCUACAACAGCCAAAAUCAUAGUUCCUUCUCAAACACAAAGUCCUAAAGUUGCUAUUCGACCACAAGUUGUUGCUCAGGGUAGUCCAGGACAAGUGCAGAGUGUCCAAAUUAUCCAGGGACCUCAAGGUCAAUUACAAGUACGAGGUUUGCUACCAGGUCAGCAAAUAAUUCGAUUACCUGAUGGCAGACUUCAGUUGAUAUCUUUAUCUUCUUCAUCUUCUGGGACUACAUCAUCCACGACUUCCUCUCCUAUACAACUCAGACAAGGAAUAUCUGUUAGACCACAGGGUACUGUCUCAACGCCAAAUUUAACACCAAGCUCUACUGCAACACAACCGACACGGGUAAUAUUGCCGGGAGGUUCAGCAACGGCUUCACUUGCAUCAGGUUCCUUGGGUGUCGUUUCUAGCAAUACAGUCACUCUUCCUGCUAAACCUGCAGGUACUAGUCUCCUGGCAACGAACCCAUCGGGUACAAAAACAACCAUUCUUACCCCUUCCGUUGCCAAGAUAAUCUCAAAACCAGUGACGGCCGUGCAGCAAAUCGUCCAGCCAACGGUAUCAAGUGCUCAAGUUGUAACUCCUACUGCUACAACUUUAAAAUCUCCACUUACAUCACCAUUAGUUGUAAAAACAGUUACUACUCCAACUGGCAUCAAAACCUUCACAUCACCAACACUUAUAAAAGCAAUAACAUCAUCCACGGGCAUCAAAACUAUUGUAACCUCACCCCAGCAGGUGACCAAGACAAUUUUAUCACCACAGGGAAUCAGAACAGCAUUACCGACACAAGUCAUUAAAACUAAUCUUGCUUCACCAGUCAUUAGCACAGUGGCUACACCCGUACAGCAGACUACAACACCCGUUGUCCAGAAGCAAGAUGCUACUCCUGUUGUUGUUACUGCUGCUGCUGCUUCUGCUACUGCUAUUCCUGUUUCUACGGGUGCCAGUCUGUCAGCUAUUACAAUACCGGGUACUCCUACAACACUCCUUCAACAACCUCGGGUUCCUCAAACUCCAUCAACCUCAACUCCAGGAACUUCAGCUCUUAAUCCACAGAAAUAUGCCAUUACACCUCAAGUUCUACAGCAAGUGGUUCGACAGGCAUUGAUGCAAAAUCAGACUCCUGAAAUACAGUCCAAACUGUUAGCGAUGCAGCGACAAAUACAGCAACAACAAGAUAAACCUGCAGUUGUACCAGUCGUAGCACCACAACCAGUAACCAAUCUACAGAACCGCGAUCGGCAACUACAAACACAGUUUCAACAACAAUUACAUAAUAAACAACAACAACUACAACAAGCUCAGGCUCUUGAAUCUGCUCGUAAAGUUAAGACUCUUAAUCCAGACGAAAAGGAAGCACUUAAUAGAUUGAUAAUAGUAGGAAACACACUCAAAGGCAUAUUAGAUAAAAUUGAGAAAGAAGAAAAGAUUGAGCAGAAGAGGCAAAGAAAAAUGGAGUCUGUCGAGGAGAAGCAGAAAAGAAUUACUGCAGCUAAACAACAAGGAGCUUUACUGAAGCAAAAAGAGGUAUUGAAGAAAGAAAUAUUGAGAAAAAGAUCUCUUAUGGAAAAAAAUUUACAGCAGGAAAUUCAGUUGGAAAUAGCCGGUCAAGUGAAAAAGAAAAAGACCUCUCCAACGAAAAUUACAACACCUAUAACUUCUCAUCCUCAACAUUUGCCGUCAGCUAGUCAAAUCAUUCGACAGCCAGUAGCAGUACCUUUAGCAGAAACAGAUAGUAAUCAUCAACCAUCCAAGAAGAAAAAACAAAAGCUCAUCUCGACUGGUAUAUCUAAAGCGUUUAAUCCUAAGGAAAGGUUAUACUGUAUAUGUAAAACACCAUAUGAUGAUACAAAGUUUUAUAUUGGAUGUGAUCUGUGUUCUAACUGGUUCCACGGAUCGUGUGUUGGUAUAACGGAAGAUCAAGCUAAUAUUAUAGAUUCCUACAUGUGUACUGACUGUCGCAAACAAAAAGAAAAUACCUCUGAAGAACUUUACUGUCUUUGUAAAACUCCAUACGAUGAAUCUCAAUUUUAUGUUGGAUGUGAUCGAUGCCAAGACUGGUUUCAUGGGGGCUGUGUUGGUAUAUCAAAAACUGAAGCUGAUAAUCUUGAAACUUAUAUUUGUCCAAACUGUCAGAAGAAAGAAAAAGAUGAUCCGAUUGCAAUGAAAAUUCUCACAGAUAAAGAAUAUGAAUCAUUAUAUCGAUUACUUCGUAGUCUAAAGAUUCAUAAAAUGGCUUGGCCCUUUUUACGUCCAGUUGAUCCAAAGACAGUUCCUGAUUAUUACCAAGUUAUUAAAGAUCCAAUGGAUUUGUCCAUUAUAGAAACCCGUGUACAUAGUAAAAGUUACCAGAGAUUGAGUGAUUUCGUUCGAGAUGUUACAAAGAUAUUUGAUAAUUGUAGAUAUUAUAAUCCAACUGGCACACCUUUUUAUCAGUGUGCUGAAGUGCUAGAAACUUAUUUUGUACAAAAACUGAAAUCGAUGCAUGAAAAAUUCUCAUAAUAUUUAUAGAAUAUCGGCCGAGUUUAGUAGCAAAGAUAUUUGUUAUUCCAUGUGUAUAAACUCCCAUUGUAUAUUUAAAGAUUGUUUUCUUGUCAUCUCAUGCAUUUAGUAUAUUCUCAUAAUAAUGUUAUAAUCAUAUACCAUUUCUGGUUAUAAGUUAUAAUCAUAUACCAUUUCUGGUUAUAAGUUAUAAUCAUAUACCAUUUCUGGUUAUAAGUUAUAAUCAUAUACCAUUUCUGGUUAUUUAUUAUUUCCAAAAAAGCGUCAAUUUAUUUAGUAUUUGUAUGUAAUGUUGAUAGUUUAUGAGGAUUUAUCUAGAUUGAAUAUUGUCCAUUACUCUUCAUUGUGAAUAAUAAAACAUAACAUUGUACAUAAAACAUUAUUAACAUGGGCAAGAAUAUUAGAUAUUCGACAAUAAGAUGUGUUGUAAUUAGCUUAGCAAAUGUUAAAUUACAAUGCACGGUUUAUUGAUGAAAUGAUGUAGAUAAAUGAAUUUUAUAUCUUCUGCUGUAUUAGUUAAUCUCUUGUUAAAUUAGAUAGUAAAAAGACUAUAAACAAUCUGAUUCAAAUAAAGAUCUAUAUUUCGUUUCAUUUUUUUAUACUUUCAAUGGCCAACACUACAUGAAGGUCUGACCAGUUGUACUGGGAGGUCGCGUCAGGUGUCGUACGAGUGGCUUUUGACCCUCUGGCGUCAGACAUUGAUUAAUCAAUCAGCGUUGAUGUUUCUAGGGGUUUACCCACAGUUCUGUGCAGAGCACGCCAAAAACUCCCUAUCCCAGACCAUUUCAUUGACUUAUUUCUUACAUCAUCCAGAAUGCGGGUUAUAGAACAACUCUUCCAGGUCCUAGUGUAGUAAAGACAAGUAAAACGAAAUUUUGAACUAUAAGAAACGAAAUGGGAUCUGUGUUUUAAUCAGAUUGUUAAAAGACUAUAAACAAUGUAUAAUUUUCAAUUUUAUAGAAUAUGUACUAUUUAUGAUAUUUACAUUUUAUUACAAUAAAUUAGUAGAAAAUGAAAGUAGGAUAUAUCUAGUUUGAUUAAAUUAAAGAUUUUGAAGAUUCUUCUAUUUCUGUGUGUAUGCCUGUGGCUCAAUACUUCCUAUUUCUUUUGUGUGCACUGAUAAAAAUUUACAAAAAUUAUAAGAUAAAACUUCAUAAGAUAUACAUUUUAAUAAAGAAAGAAAAUAAAAGGUCAUUCAAAAUAUGAAUGUUCAUCACUA